AAUCUCUUUUUGUUGCUCUCUCUUGUUCUCUUCCCCUCAGAAGUCAGAUCCAUCCCGCAACCCUUGCUCUCUUUCUCACAGAUCUCUUCUAAAACUCCUAAAUUCUCACUAAUUCAGGAGGUUCUUGUUUCAAAGUUCAAGUCUUUUUGAGUUUUUAGUGCUGGGUUUUGAGAGAUAGUGAAGAAUUUGAAGUGGGGGUUUGAUGGUUGUUGACAAGGAGAUAACUUCGAAGCAGAGAGGGACAAGGCAAUAGAUUUUGUGGUGCUUGUUAGGCAAAUGCAGUUGGUAAAACCGUAAAAUUGAAGGAGAUAUAAAUAUAAAGCCUUUGUUUUUUGUUUAAAACAAGAGAUAAAAGAGAACAAGUUCUUUUGUUGUUUGUUUUUAUUGUUUUGUGGUGGAUUUUUGAAAAUCUAAAAGAUGCAACAAGAUCAUCCAAAGAAGGACUUAAAAGAGAUUGACUUUUUCACCGAGUAUGGGGAUGCCAAUAGAUACAAAAUUCUAGAAGUUAUUGGAAAGGGAAGCUAUGGAGUUGUUUGUGCUGCAAUUGACACUCAUACUGGAGACAAGGUGGCAAUAAAGAAAAUCAAUGAUGUUUUUGAGCAUAUUUCUGAUGCUAUUCGAAUCUUGAGAGAAGUAAAGUUACUUAGGCUUUUGCGGCAUCCUGAUAUCGUUGAGAUCAAGCGAAUCAUGUUGCCGCCCUCAAAGAGAGAAUUCAAAGACAUAUUUGUUGUUUUUGAGCUCAUGGAAUCUGAUCUUCACCAAGUCAUCAAAGCUAAUGAUGACUUGACACGGGAACACCAUCAGUUCUUUCUUUAUCAGAUGUUACGUGCACUGAAAUAUAUGCACACAGCAAAUGUGUAUCAUAGAGAUCUUAAACCCAAGAAUAUAUUGGCAAAUGCAAAUUGCAAACUUAAAGUAUGUGACUUUGGGCUGGCACGAGUAGCAUUUAGUGAUACACCAACAACUGUUUUUUGGACGGACUAUGUUGCUACAAGAUGGUAUAGAGCGCCGGAGUUGUGCGGAUCUUUCUUUUCCAAGUAUACUCCAGCAAUUGAUAUUUGGAGCAUUGGCUGCAUCUUUGCUGAAGUAUUGACAGGGAAGCCGUUGUUUCCGGGUAAAAGUGUUGUUCAUCAAUUGGAUUUAAUUACCGACCUUCUUGGGACGCCCUCAUCAGAAACCAUUUCUGGAGUACGGAAUGACAAGGCAAGGAAAUACCUGACUGAAAUGAGGAAAAAACAGCCUGUGCCAUUUGCACAGAAAUUUCUAAAUGUAGAUCCGUUGGCACUCAGGCUACUGCAAAGGCUACUAGCAUUUGAUCCAAAAGAUAGACUGACUGCUGAAGAGGCAUUAGCCGACCCUUACUUUAAGGGCCUAGCUAAAGUUGAGAGAGAACCAUCCUGUCAACCAAUCUCAAAGUUGGAGUUUGAGUUUGAAAGGAGAAGGGUAACAAAGGAAGAUGUUAGGGAACUGCUAUACCGUGAAAUACUGGAAUACCAUCCACAGCUACUCAAAGACUACAUGAAUGGAAAUGAAAGCACUAAUUUUCUCUAUCCUAGUGCCAUAGGGCAAUUUAGAAAGCAGUUUGCAUAUCUUGAGGAAAACAGUGGUAGAAGUGGACCAGUGAUACCUCCAGAGAGGAAGCAUGUCUCACUUCCACGGUCUACAGUUCACUCAAACACAAUCCCUCCUAAUAUGCAAUCAACUUCAACCUCAUUUGACAACAGGCAGGUUACAGAAGACACUUCUAAAAAUUUUAGAGUACCUCCACGAGUGCCAUCAGCAAAGCCGGGGAGAGUUGUGGGAUCGGUUGUACCCUAUGACAAUGGCAGAAAUGUCAAAGAUGCCUAUGAUUCAAGGAUAUUUUAUAGAAACUCAGUUCUGCCUCCCCAGACUGUCUCUCCGCACUGCUUCUUCAGGACAAACACGAUGGUGCAGGAGAAGUCUAUCUCCGAGCCUGAAAAAGACUCACAAACCAAACAGCAACCUCCUCUGUGUAAUAUGGCUGCCAAGCCAUCCUCUGGGAUGGCCAUGGAUGUGAACGCCAACCCAUAUUGCCAACCACAAGCUAGGAUGGAACAGUUAAAUGAGAGAAUUGCUAUUGAUGCAAAACUGCUGCAGGCACAAUCUCAGUUUGAUCCAGUUGGCGCUGCUGCUGUAGCUGUAGCUGCUCAUAGGAAUGUCGGUGCUGUUCAGUAUGGAUUAACUUAGUCUAUUUUAUUUGAGUUGGUAUCACGAUGAAUUAUGCAAAUGCAUUUAGGUCUAGAAUUCGAGGUGGAGUAGUUGUUUUAUCUUUCUAGAAUGAUAGGUUUUAAGGGUUUAGUCCACGUCCUGUAUCUAGUCAUGCUGUGUAAUUAGACAUCUUAUGUAAUUCAAUUCGUUGAUCAGAAUAAAAAUAGCAUUCCUAGGAA
Populus nigra (black poplar) is the source of this 2408-nucleotide messenger RNA. Its product is annotated as mitogen-activated protein kinase 19-like. Gene Ontology annotation, cellular component: cytoplasm; nucleus. The record is from RefSeq and is a predicted model, not a curated record. Bases 418 to 2208 code for a protein of 596 amino acids. Gene Ontology annotation, molecular function: ATP binding; MAP kinase activity. Lineage: Eukaryota; Viridiplantae; Streptophyta; Magnoliopsida; Malpighiales; Salicaceae. The transcript has 10 exons. Gene Ontology annotation, biological process: protein phosphorylation; intracellular signal transduction.